Messenger RNA from Pelmatolapia mariae (spotted tilapia), 1404 nucleotides. Its product is annotated as cell division cycle protein 20 homolog B-like. The coding region runs from base 1 to 1404 and encodes 467 amino acids. The record is from RefSeq and is a predicted model, not a curated record. The transcript is spliced from 11 exons. Gene Ontology annotation, cellular component: anaphase-promoting complex. Gene Ontology annotation, biological process: positive regulation of anaphase-promoting complex-dependent catabolic process; positive regulation of ubiquitin protein ligase activity; anaphase-promoting complex-dependent catabolic process. NCBI's taxonomy places the organism in Eukaryota, Metazoa, Chordata, Actinopteri, Cichliformes, Cichlidae. Gene Ontology annotation, molecular function: anaphase-promoting complex binding; protein binding; ubiquitin ligase activator activity.
AUGCCUGAAUGCUCAGGACAAUACGAGGCCCAUGAAGUCACAUACAAAUGCUUCAGGAGGCGGAUCAUCCAGAGGCGCUGCGGAGAAGGCCCUGUUGCAAGUACCCCGCUGGCCCCUGGGCGGCAGUGUGAGCCAAGCUUCGAGUUUGAUACCGUCUGUCAGAGGCUGGAGCUCGAUUCUCCACCGAGAAAGCAUGAACCAGGACAGGGAGAAAAAAUCCAAGAGGCAGCAUUGGUGGGAGGCUUGUCUCACUCUGAGUCUGUUAACUUGGUGAACACAAAGUGCACGAUCGCUGCCAAGACAUGGCCUGCUGCAGAAAAUGCCCCACAAGAGCGAUGGGUGUGGAGACCUGCAGUUCAAGAACCUGAAAAUCUCAAUCGCUCAGGUUAUGAUGAAAGAAAAUAUGAUCUUCAGCCAUUUGCCACUCUGAACAAAGCCACUCUGAGCCUGCACGGGAAGUCAGUGGUUAAGUUGGGUGCACCAUCACUGCUGAAUGACUACUACACUAACCUUCUCGACUGCAGCUGUAAUGGCAUGGUUGCAUUAGGACUCGGCUCUUCAGUUUACAUUUGGAAUUCAGAAACUCGUGGUCUGGUUGGACAUCUGGACCUGAGUCCACAAUCAGGAUGCCAAUAUCGUCAGUCGGUCUCGUCUCUGUGCUGGAGCACAGAUGGAAGAGCCCUCAGUAUCGCGACUAGACGAGGGGAGAUACAGGUAAAUGAGCUCAUAGAGUUGUGGGAUGUCGAACACAAGCAGAACAUGAGGUUUCUGCUGUCACACCUGACUGUGGUGAGAGCUCUUUCCUGGAAACAGCAGUUACUUAGCAGUGGAUCUGUUCUUGGACAUAUCUGUCACCUUGACCCUCGGGCUUUCACACCUCUGGUAGGUGCAACCACCCAGAGGGAGGGGGUCUGCAGUCUGCAGUGGUCACCAGGAGGCAAAUGGCUGGCCAGCGGCUCCACAGAAGGCCUUCUCCAUAUCUGGGAUGAUGACAUCAUGGGAAAAAAAAUCUCAAGUCAGCCAAUAAUGACAGUGAAGCAGCCCAGUGCUGUCAAGGCAAUGGGGUGGUGCCCAUGGCAGGGAAACAUUAUUGCUACAGGAGGGGGAUGGAAAGAUGGUGAGCUGAGAAUCUGGGACACACAAUCAGCAUCUUGUGUUACUUCUGUCCAAACAAAUUCACAGAUAUGUUCUCUACAAUGGGCUGAAAAGAAGAGAUAUCUGGUUACAGGUCAUGGCCUACCUCAUCACAAAGUCACAUCUUGGGUGUGGGAGUUUCACUCUCUCAGCCCCAUUUACCAGUUCACAGGUCACUCUGAUCGAGUCCUUCACUUGGCCUUAAACCCUGACAAUUCUCAGAUCUUCUCCACCGGUGCGGACCAGCGCUUUCACAUCUGGGAUUUGUAG